This is a messenger RNA of Ilex paraguariensis (yerba mate), 1419 nucleotides long. The record is from the annotation of a GenBank genome assembly. NCBI's taxonomy places the organism in Eukaryota, Viridiplantae, Streptophyta, Magnoliopsida, Aquifoliales, Aquifoliaceae.
AUGGAAAAGCUACAUAAGCUUCGGUUUGUAGACAUUGGUUGGAACAGUUUUGGAAGUGGUGGACCAGACAACUUGGGCUUUCUCUCUUCUUUGACAAAUGCCACCCACUUAACGGAGUUGAAUCUGUACCAUAAUAAGUUUGGUGGAAGACUUCCCGAAUCCAUCUGCAACUUGUCAACAAUGCUCGAAGUAUUCUGUCUUAAUGACAAUUAUAUAGUUGGAAGCAUUCCAGCUGGGAUAGGAAGUCUUAUAAACUUGAAUUCUCUAGUUCUGUCUGUCAGCCAACUCAUAGGCAACAUCCCACCUGAUAUUGGUAAACUUAAAAAGCUAAAUGUAUGGUUUUUUGAUAGAAACAAAUUUACUGGUUUUAUUCCAUUCUCCGUUGGAAACUUAAGCCUUCUACUCGACUUCAGGAUAAGUGAAAACAACUUUCAGGGCAGCAUCCCCUCAAGUUUGGGAAAAUGGAAGAAUUUGUUAUCGUUGGAUCUUUUUGCUAACAAUUUUUGUGGCACCAUACCUCUGGAGGUUCUUUGUCUCUCAUCCUUAUCGAUAUACCUAGAUCUAUCUCAAAACAAUUUGAGUGGUUCCCUUCCCCCGGAGGAGGGAAACUUGAAAAGUUUAGGUCAAUUGGCCGUUUCUGACAAUAUGUUAUCUGAUGAAAUUCCGAGCACACUUAGUAGUUGUGUAAUGUUACAAGUCCUUUACAAGCAAAGAAACUCCUUCCGAGGGCCUAUUCCUUCGUCUUUAAGUUUUUCGAGAGGUAUUCAAGAAUUGGAUCUCUCACGCAAUAAUUUGUCAAAAAAAAUUUCAGAAUAUUUGAUAGGUUUUCAACUGAAGGAGCUAAAUCUAUCUUUCAAUGACUUUGAUAGUGAGGAAAUUUACGGUGAGGGUAGUUAUGGUUCUGUGUAUAAAGGAGUUCUUGAGGACCAGAAUGGAAAUGAAAGUGUAGUUGCCGUAAAGGUCCUUAACCUUUCUCACCAAGGGGCUUCCAAGAGUUUUCUUUCCGAGUGCGAGGCCUUGAGGAACAUUGGACAUCGAAAUCUUGUCAACGUAGUCACUGCAUGUUCAGGUGCCGAUUACCAAGGGAAUGAUUUUAAAGCACUGGUUUAUGAGUUCAAGGAGAAUACGAGCCAACCAAACAACAUUCUUCUCAACAAAGACAAGGUUGCACAUGUUGGUGACUUUGGGUUAGCACGAUCUCUUCUGAAUGCUAGUUAUAGCAACUCUGCACAACAAACAAGUAGUUCAAUUGGACUAAGAGGAUCCAUUGGUUAUGUUGCACCAGAGUAUGGCUUGGGAAGUGAGCCGUCGAUGCGUGGGGAUGUGAUGGUUUUGCCGGAAAGAGUAGCAGAUGUUGCUGAUUCAGGGCUUAUUCGACACGACGAAGUGGGAGAGACGAGCACAAAUCCCCGGCCUUAG